AGAAGAAGCAAACGACUAUAUAUACACAUAGGCAUCCCAUUCCUCACUCAGAAAAGACCAUUCUACUUCUAUAAAAAGUGAGAGAGAGUGAGAGCCUCACAUAAAUAAUUGAAAGUUCUCUUAGUAAAAUCAUCUCAAAAGAAAUAGUUUUAGUAACCAAUAAUUCACUUUGUUUCUCAAGGUCACCCAUCAUCAUCAACAACUGACUACACGUUGAUUGACUAAGAGGAGAAAGCUCGACCAGAGUGAAGUGAUACGUGGUGAGAUCUGACUGGUUCGUUGGAGAUAAUAUGGUGAGAACGACGUGGUUCGACGAUGAUGGGAUGAAGAAGGGAGAGUGGACGGUGGAGGAAGACCGGAUGCUCGUGGCUUACAUCAACGAAUACGGUCUCGGUGACUGGCGUACCUUGCCUAAGAGAGCCGGUCUUCAGAGAUGUGGAAAGAGUUGUAGAUUAAGGUGGCUGAAUUAUCUAAGGCCUGGAAUUAAAAGAGGCAAGUUCACUCCUCAGGAGGAAGAAGACAUCAUCAAAUUUCAUUCCCUUCUUGGAAACAGGUGGGCAGCAAUAGCAAAGCAAAUGCCAAACCGAACAGACAAUGACAUAAAGAACCAUUGGAACUCAUGUCUGAAGAAAAGACUCGUUAGAAACGGAAUCGAUCCUAUCACCCAUAAGCCUAUCGUCAAAGCCACUCUCUCCUCCUCAACGACGUCGUCUCCAACACUAACCCCUUCUUCGUCGUCUCCAACACUGACCCCUUCCUCGUCGUCUUCUUCUACUUCCCCUUUUUCCACCACAGGCUCUGCACGUCUACUUAACAAACUUGCUGCUGGAAUCUCUUCGAGAAAACAUGGACUCGAUAGGAUCAAGAAUGUGAUCUUGUCGGAACCAAGACAAGCCGUUGAAGAAAAUGAGAUGAUGAUGAUAAGCAGCAAAGAAAAGGAGGAGGAGGAAGUGAUUGGUUGUUCAAUGGAGAUUGAUGAGAAUCUUAUCAGUACGACUUCGUUUGAUGAGUACUUAACGUGUGACUUUACUACUACAGCUACGACUAGCUUCGGGGCUGCUUUUGAUGACUACUCGUUAGUUGAGCCAUACGAUCUAUACCAAUCUGAUUUCUAUCAUGAGAUUAGUGAUGAUCAACUUGACAUGUUCCUACUUUAAUUUGAAGUUCACUCUCUUGAUGUAUUAUUUUCUUUGUAUCCGUUGUUAGUUCAGUGUGACGAAAGAGAGUGAGAUUCCGAAAAAAAGGCAAGUGCUCACUACUAAAAAUGACAUGUAUGGUCAAUGUUGCUGAGUUUUGACAUGUUAACUUUUUUAGUUCGAUUACCCUCUCUCUCUAUCUCUUACACUUACACAUUACACAUGCUUAUUAUCAUGAGCCCUACACCUACAUACACAUUUAGGAUGUCACGCCAUUCCAGUGAAACACUGACCAUCGAGUACUAUAUUGCCAUAGGUAUUGUCAUAAUUUUCACAACGGUGUGUAGUUGAAACUUGGUUUUUAUGUGUUAAAGAUUCC
Messenger RNA from Eruca vesicaria subsp. sativa (arugula), 1515 nucleotides. The record is from the annotation of a GenBank genome assembly. Lineage: Eukaryota; Viridiplantae; Streptophyta; Magnoliopsida; Brassicales; Brassicaceae.